Messenger RNA from Mus caroli (Ryukyu mouse), 2651 nucleotides. Its product is annotated as immunity-related GTPase family M protein 2-like. Gene Ontology annotation, cellular component: endoplasmic reticulum membrane. NCBI's taxonomy places the organism in Eukaryota, Metazoa, Chordata, Mammalia, Rodentia, Muridae. Gene Ontology annotation, molecular function: GTP binding; GTPase activity. The record is from RefSeq and is a predicted model, not a curated record. Gene Ontology annotation, biological process: autophagosome assembly; innate immune response; cellular response to interferon-beta.
CAGAGCUCACGCCUAAAAGUUGGGGACUUACAUCUGGGCCAAGAUAGAUAGAGCAGGGUCUGAGAGGGAACCUAGGAGCUCAGGCUGCCCUUCAGUUGCUCCUGCCUCUUCUAAUCGCUCUUCCCCACAGGACCUUGCCCCACCACACUUCUCUCUCUCUCUCCUGACCGUCCUGAGCCUGGAUUGCAGUUUUGUAAGGCUUCUGAGCAGCCAGUUCUGGAGUCCAGCCCACAAGUUGGCGAUGCCUACAUCCAGGGUUGCCCCAUUGCUCAACAACAUGGAAGAGGCGGUUGAGUCACCUGAGGAUAAACAAUUUGAAUACUUCUCAGAUGCUGUAUUCAUUCCCAAAGACAGCAAUACUUUAUCUGUAAAAGACAUUAAGAGAAUUGAGACUGCCGUGAAAGAAGGGAAGGUAGUGGAAGUGGUUUCUAUAGUUAAAGAGAUCAUACAUAACGUUUCCAGAAACAAAAUAAAGAUCGCUGUGACUGGGGACUCUGGCAACGGCAUGUCAUCUUUCAUCAAUGCCCUCAGGCUCAUUGGACACGAAGAGAAAGAUUCAGCUCCCACUGGGGUGGUGAGGACCACCAAGAAACCAGCCUGCUACUUCUUUGACUCCCACUCUCCCUAUGUGGAGCUGUGGGACAUGCCUGGCUUAGGGGCCACAGCCCAGAGUGUGGAGAGCUACCUGGAGGAGAUGCAGAUCAGCACAUAUGACCUUAUCAUCAUCGUAGCUUCUGAGCAGUUCAGCUCAAAUCAUGUGAAGCUGGCCAUAACCAUGCAGAGGAUGAGAAAGAGGUUCUAUGUCGUCUGGACCAAGCUAGACAGGGACCUCAGCACAAGUACCUUCCCUGAACCUCAGCUACUGCAGAAUAUCCAAAGGAAUAUCCAGGAGAAUCUCCAGAAGGAGAAAGUGAAGGAGCCCCCCAUGUUCCUGGUAUCUGUCUUUAAGCCUGAAUCACAUGACUUCCCAAAGCUUAGGGAGACACUACAAAAAGACCUCCCUGUCAUCCAGUACUAUGGCCUCGUCGACACCCUUUACCAAGUCUGUGAGAAAGCUGUUAAUGAGAGAGUAGAGUCCAUUAAAAAGAGUAUAGAUGAAGAUAACCUACACACAGAGUUUGGGAUCUCGUAUCCGGAUAACGCGAUAGAGAUUCGGAAAGCCUUCCAUAAAACCUUUGGUGUGGAUGACAAAUCUCUCCACCAGGUUGAUCUGGAAAUGGAAAAUACAACGCUAGUUGGGAAUUUCAACGCUAGUAUGGAGUCCCAGGAGACCCAGAGGUACCAACAAGAUGACUGGGUGCUGGCUUGGUUGUAUCGCACUGGAACCCGGUUAGGCUCUAUGGGUUUUGACAAAGUGAAGUGCUGCUUUAGCUCUCAUUACAAUCGAUGCAAACAACAGAAAGAUGCACUUGAUGAAACUGCUGCCAAAGCUAAGGAAGUUCUGUUAAAAAUCCUGAGACACUCCAUUUCCUCAUCCUUAGGAAGGUUUAGACAACUGAAGUCUUCUCCCCAGCCCUGUACCCCAUGUGUACCCCCAGUUGAGAUAACACCCCCCUCCCCCACACCAAGGGAUCCAAGUUCCUUGAGAUUACUAGGCUGACUUUCUUAAUGGGUAUCCCUCUCGUGAGACACCAUAAUGGGUAUUGCUAACUGAAUUACCUGGGAUCCGACUAUAGGACAAGUUUCCCUGCUCUAAUUGCUCGGAAUGCCACGUUUGACACAUGCUCACCUUAGCGCCUACGAUGAGGGGCCUCUUGGUCUAUUCCUGUCUCUUUUGUCUCUUUUCGUCCUUGACUCUGGAGAUGGAGUAUCCCUUAAGGAAUGGGGAAGAGCUUGUCUUUGGCUAUUGUCUGAAAAACAUGGCCAGCAGAGGCCUGUUCUCCAACCCCUCCUCUGAUCUGUAAAGAGGAGAGAGGCAUUAACUCUGGCAUUACUAGUAAUAGGAUUCACACAGUGCUGAAGAGAAGGAUUCUCAGCACCCUACACUACCCUUGAUGGUGUCAAUGGUAUCAUGAUUAGUCCUGGUCCUUCACACUCUGGGCUCUCAGUCUUAUACUGGACUUCAACUUCUUCAGCAGCUCCUAAUUCUGCAGGCUGCACCUCCAUCCAGACACACACGGACUCACCUUCCACCUGCUUGUUCUUUGGUUAAUGUGGUUCCAUGGAAGUCACAGGAGAGGUCUGCAAAGAAACCGCAGAGGUUUUGUCUGUCGUCUUUAUGACAUUCAUAUGUACUCAGAAAUAAUUCCUGAGGUCAAGGUUAUGGUAUAGAUGCUGCUCCGGAAUGUCGACUGUAAAUAAGAAAGUGUGUUUGCUCUUUAAAAGCUGGCCUGAGGUUGUAUGUGUUGGUCACAGGGUAUCUCACCUGGCCCCAGCAUUGAGGAAACUGUGAUCUCACUGUUGGCCAGGCUGGAGAAGCAGGGUGUGAAUUCUCUCCGUGUCUUAGGUCAUAGACAUAGAUUUUUCUCUUUGCUGGUUGUAUGUACAUACCUAUCUAUAUACAGAUACAGAAGUAUAUGUACACAGAUAUUAUAUAUUCAUCACACUCAUUUAUUAUGCAUUGUAUGUAACACACAUGUAGUGUUGAUCUUUGUGAUGGAAUAAAUAAUCACAGUAUAUUAAAUAAAUAGAUGUAUUAUUUUUGUUCUUUA